AUGGCAAAGAUCCGAAACUCCGUUUGCUUCACUGUUGUCUUGUUCGUCCUCUUAUUGGUCAAAUACCGAAGAUCGAAGAAAAACCAUGUAAGCAUUUCCGCGGGGAAUGCCCCGUGGAACCAUGUGAAGCCGCGAAAUGUGACCAGUGCUGCAAAGAAACUUUCGGGAAGCAAAUCUGCGGAAAAUGUGAACAAGAGGGAGCCGACUUACAUUGUCAUUGUCGUCGCUGAUAAUUCAAUAAGACGAAUGAAAGAUGUGUGA
Molecule: messenger RNA, 261 nt
Organism: Arabis nemorensis
Lineage: Eukaryota; Viridiplantae; Streptophyta; Magnoliopsida; Brassicales; Brassicaceae
Source: the annotation of a GenBank genome assembly